GCAUAGUCUGUGCCUAAAGUGGUUUUCUUCUUGUGGCUGCUGAUUUUUCAAUUGGUGGAAUGCUGUGGAUACUUAUUUUGAAAGAGAGUUAAAUAUAUUAAUUAAUAAUGUCCGCUGAAGAACCAGAAAUCUAUAGUCAGCAGAGUGCCAGCGCUCCGCCGCCCCCGUCCUACCACCAGGAGCGGGGCCCCCCGCCCUCGUACGAGGAGGCCAUCGACCCCAACGCUCCUCCCCCUUCCUACGACUCGCUGUUCGGCCGCAUGAGAGAAGCGCACAAGUCUUCGAAAGGAAUGCUCGAUUUUUUGAAGAAUGUAGUCAUUCUUCUUCUUGGAACCAUUGGCUGUACGGUUAUUCUCGGAGUAACCAUAGUUGUUCCAAUUUGUAUGGUAGUGAUUGGUUCUAUUUACCUCAACGAAUGUACUCAAGGUGAAUACAUUCCUAUAUAUCUUCUAGUUGGAGGGGGGUUCGGCAUCCUGAAGCAGCUGCUGCACCUGUCGACCCGCGUGAGGCAGCACCAGGAGGAGCAGGAGGAGGAGCGGCUGCGGCAGUCGCCCACCCAGACGCUGCUCAACUGCUUCAUGCUGGGCUGGUUCAUCAUCGGCUCGGUGUGGGUGUACAAAGAGUACGAGCCCAACUACGAUCCAUCGCAGGGGAAGUACUGCAAUCGCACGUUGUACCAGUUUGCAUUUUGGCUGAUCACGUCCGUCUACAUCGCACUGGGCAUCAUCACCUUGUGUCUGUGCAGCAUCAGCGUGGCAUCCAUCGCAUUCCAGCGAGACGUAUGAGCCCUACCGGAGCAGCUGGCGAUGUGGCGAGCCUUCGUCGGCGAGAUGUUUGCCUGGCACGGCUUCUACCACUGCGUGGUGACCUCGUGUGCGCCGUGCGGCCGGCGCCGGGCAGAGUCGCGGGAACCUGCCUAGCGACGCCAGCGCUCCGUGGCUGAGAGCCCGCCGUCUUGCUGCUUGCGAGUACCGCGUGCUGCUUGUCUUUGCUGUCUCGUGGAGUGUCCUCGCGAAGUCAUUGUCAAAGUCUUUCUACUACAUACAUACAAAUAUAUAUAUACAUAUAUUUUUUUACAAAGCUGUGCAUUUUAGUUUCCUUGUGGGAAAAAUCUCAGUGUUAGUUGUUUGUAUGGCUACAAAAAACUGAUUUUUCGUGAAGUUGGGUGAAUUAAUUUUUUCCUCUUGAAUAUUGCCAUUUUUUAUUUGCGUUUCUUGUUGGCGUUUGUCGCGUGUCCGUGGCUACUUGCUUUCGGUGUGAUGUGCAGUCCAGUCUGAUUUGCUAAGAUGUUGUCUGUUAACCUGCCAGAAAUUUGUAUACACUUUAAAUGUAAAUAAUAUACUUAGUGUUAAAGGUAAGCUAAAUUAUUUUUGUUUAGGGUUUGAAGACUGUUUGAAUUGUUGUGUGCUUCCUUUAAGGUGGAACGCAAAAAGGUAAGAAUAAAAAUUCUAAGUUUUGAAAAGAUGUCAAAUUGAUUCAAAACAGGUAAUGAGUGGCAGAAUGGGUUAUAUUAAUCAAUUGAAGUUUGGACAAAUAAACACAGCCUUAAGGUUUGCAUAUGGUAAAAAAUUAUAAAUGAAUACAUGUAAAUUAGGUAAGUACUGAAAUUUAAAUUUAUAUAAAAACCAUCAUGUAAUAGUACCAUCAGUUUAAAAAUUAUUGCAAACCUACCUCAUGAUCAUUUCAAAAUGUUUAAGGUUUUAUGGAUCAACUUUACAAAAUUCUUGUUUCACUUGAAUAAGUACACUGCUAAGUUGUUUAAUGGCCCCAAUUAAAGGCAUGCAGAUUACAUAAAAUAGGUUUGGAUCUUAACCACCAUAAUACUGACCAAAUUUACAAUUUUUCUGAAAAAUUAUAGAUGCUAUUGUUAGUGUUAAGUUCAGCAAUAUUUUGAUAUGGCCUAUAAUACAUUUUUCCUAUUUGAGUAAACAUUUUUUUUCCAUCUCUUUCCAUGGUAUAUAAUAAUUAGUUUAAAGAUGUCAGAAUAGGAUACCUUUUCAUAUUCAUUACAUUUUUUUCUACAGUGCCGAAAACUGAAGUUCAAGCAUGAACUUAAUGUGUUGAUGUUGACAGUUUAACCCAUGUAAUGUCACUUAUGCUAGUUUUUAGUUUUAACUGAAUUCCCAUCUUUUUCCCGUAAAGGUGCUUGCUGUCAAAUGCUAGAUUCGCGUCUUAAUAGUUAGCUGAAUUAAAGCAAUUUUCAUAGCCUCUCUACAGUCGCAUGAUUUCCUUGUCAAAUGUAACCCAACAAUUAUUUUCUAGUUUCCAUUACUUAGUUUUAUAUGCUGGAAAAUACAAUAGAUAUUUUCAAACUUGAUUUAUUGUUUACAUCAAUACUUAUGUCAACCAGUUGCGAUAUUUGUUCCAAAAUAAUUGCAUUUACACUGAUGUUUGUCACCUGUUGUUCUUGCUUACAAUGAGUCAGACUUAAUAGCUUUAUGCUAAUUUUUUUCACAAAAAAAAAAAUUAAAAA
Bacillus rossius redtenbacheri is the source of this 2473-nucleotide messenger RNA. Its product is annotated as transmembrane protein 272-like. NCBI's taxonomy places the organism in Eukaryota, Metazoa, Arthropoda, Insecta, Phasmatodea, Bacillidae. The transcript is spliced from 7 exons. The coding region runs from base 108 to 785 and encodes 225 amino acids. The record is from RefSeq and is a predicted model, not a curated record.